Messenger RNA from Lasiodiplodia theobromae, 1959 nucleotides. Its product is annotated as Platelet glycoprotein ib alpha chain. Bases 1 to 1959 code for a protein of 652 amino acids. Lineage: Eukaryota; Fungi; Ascomycota; Dothideomycetes; Botryosphaeriales; Botryosphaeriaceae. Gene Ontology annotation, molecular function: ATP binding; protein kinase activity. Gene Ontology annotation, biological process: protein phosphorylation. The transcript has a single exon. The record is from RefSeq and is a predicted model, not a curated record.
AUGUCUGUCUCGAAUUUCCGCGACGACCGCCCGUGGGACUGGCCUGCUCGAUCGCCGCCCUCGCCGAGCGCCUCGUCCUCGUCCUCGGCCAGCCGCAGCAUGACCCCCACCAGCAACAACCCGUGGGCCAGCAGCGUCAGCGUCGUCUUGCCCGACAGUGUGAGCUCCGCGGGCUCACCGCCGCCGAGGAUCCUGCCGUGCCCGACGCCGCCGUCUCUGAGCUGCAGCGUCACGCCCACAGCCAGCCGCUGUGCCACUCCAGUUGCCCCCCAGCCGCUGAGUGGUGCGAAGCCUGCAUUCAUCACCAUGAGCUCGCCCGCGCCUCCCUCUCCCACGGACGACACGAAGAAGAAGUCUUUGGAUCUUGUACCCGCUCCCACCCCUACCCCCAACCCUUUCCGGGAAAGCAGCAUUGGUGUCAGUCUUGCUCCUCUCUUCAACGCCACCAUCACCCCGGCCUUGGAGAAGCAGUAUGUCCACCGGGAGUCGCCCACGCUCAUAAGCCGCCAGGGCUGGGAGCGAACCACCGGCCAGCGUGCCUACACGUGGGCUUUGGGCAAUUCCAAGACGGCUCUGUUGUUCUUGAUGUGCGAUGAUAUCGCUGCCUGGAGACGCGCUAGCUUCUACUGGCUAGAGGACACCAAGCUCCCCUUCCAGGAGGCCGAUUUGGAAGGAAUCGCUACUAAUCCGAAGAAGGUUGUUGAGAACCAGUGGCGCGUCUUGACUCGAGAGCUUCCGCAGAAUGGCCAGCAUACGGACUUCAACCCGCGUGACAUCGUUCCCCUGAAGCAAGUCGGCGUCUUCUCCCACUCCGGAACAGAGAAGAAGACGGUUGACAAGGUACGCUGGAUGGGCGAUGACAACGGCCGAGUCUUUGUUCGGAAAUGCUUCACAUUCGAGCGCCACGCCGAGAAGCUUGGUCUGCUCAGCCAGAUUCAGAAGCUCAAGACUCUGGAGCACCCGAACGUCGCCAAAAUUCUGUGCUCCUAUUCCCAGAGCGCUACCAUCGGCAUCGUGACCAUGCAAGCACAAAUCACGUUGGAAGAGUACUUGCGCCAUCCAAUGGCGGCAACCCGGCCUGGUCUUCUGUUGACGUGGAUCAAUGAUCUCACGCAGGCCCUCGCUUACAUCCACAGCAUGGACAUGAUGCACCAAGCGAUUCGACCCAACAAGAUUCUUUUGGACGGAGCCAAGAUCGUUUUCUCUACGUUCGGCAUUUCGACCGACGGGGUGAGCAUCUCGCCCCGUGGGUCGCCGCGUAGCUACUCUGGUGCGGGCCCAUCCCUACCAACUAACAAUAGCAUGAGACCGCUGAGCGAAGCGGCAUACAUUUAUGCUGCUCCAGAGGUCGCGGCGCGUCAUGGCCAAGGCCAUCGCUACCGCACCUCUGCCGACAUUUUUAGUCUGGGCUGUGUCUUUUUGGAGAUGUUGACUGUUGCGAAGGGCCAGACGGUGUCCAACCUCCGUGGCUAUCGUUCCCAGUUUAGCCGCGACCAAUCAUUCCAUGCGAACCUAGAUCGCGUCACGUCCUGGCGCAAACUGCUUUGCGGGCUCAGUAGUGGGCACCGUGAUAGCCGGAUCAACUCCGGCGUCACCAACGGCAACCAUCCCCUCAAGGGCUCCGGCGCUAUCGGCACGGUAGAGAGCCGCAAAGAGGACGAAGCGGCCGAGUAUCAAGCGCUGGAGUGUGUUGGCGCCAUGAUGAAUGCUGAGAGCGCCAGGCGACCCAAGAUGCGACGGCUAGCCCCCGCUAUGCAGCGAUUGGAUGAGACGCGAACAAUGCGAAGGAGGCGCAGCUUUGAUGCUGGCGACGCCGCCCACGUGCCUUCCACUGCCCCUGCUCCCAUUGCGGCUUCCAUUGCGCCGGCCGGAGGCGCGGGUUUGGACAGCAUUCGAAGGCGCUGGGGCUCGACUGCGGAGAAGGGGAUUGUCACUGAGGGAAGUCUGAUCAGCUUCUGA